AUGCCACGAAAAAAUGCCAUGCGUGAUAAUGUAUCUGCUGUUCGUUCUCAAUUACCUCAUUUAUCUAAUCUUUCACGUGAAAAAAUUGAACUUGCAUUACUUUACUAUGAAUUAAAUGUGGAUGAAACAGUUGAAGCAUUUAAACGAAAUGGAGCUAUCGAAGCUCUUAGUGGUUGGACUGAAAUGAGCAAUAGUCGUGGAAAUAAUUCCACGAAACGGGCAAACAGUAAACCUACUACUCGAGAUAACAAAACAACAUCAUCAUCUAAUGGUAUUUUACGUCCAUCUCAACGUGUUUCAAAUAUAUUUCAAACAUUUGCUGAAGGUGGCAUACCAACAAUUACUACGAAUGGAAAUACAUCAAUAUCAAAUACAGAAACUUCUCUAUCAUCAUCAUUUCACGAACAAUCAAACAAUAAUCUUGAAACAUAUCCAUCAACUGAUCUUUCAUUUCGUCCAUGUCUCAGUCAAGAUUUAACCACAAAUAAUUCUCAAUCAUUAGUAAAUGGUAUUGAAUCAACAGAAAAUAUUUUUCAUGAUGCAUCUAAUAUAACAAUAAAUGAUGAAAUUAAUUCAUUAACAAAUCAUAUUGAUCAAGGUAAUCAUAAUAUCAAUGAAACAAAUGGAUAUAAUGGAAAAUCAAAACGUCGACGAAAUAUAAGAGAUAGUAAUGGUUCAACAUCAUCAAUGACAUUAAGUCAUGAAUCAACUCAACAAUCAUUAUCUAAUGAUAUUCAACAAUCAACGAAUAAUUCAAUCACAACUACAACAAAACCAGUGACAAAACCUUCUUCGUCUUCAAAUACAACAACAUUUAGUAAUAAUAGAAAACUUCUUACAAAAUCUACUAAAGAUCUUCAACGUCAAACAUCAACAUUAAGUAAUGUUGAAUUAUCAUUUGAAAAUGAAAUAAAAUCUUCUGUAAAACGGAUUGAUGAUGUAUUCAAACAAAUUCGUGAAAUAAUUAAAGAACGUGAAGUUGAAUUAUAUUUAGAAAUCGAUAAAGUUAAAGAACAAGGUUUAAAUAUAAUUCAUAAUCGACAACAACGUGCUAUUGAAUUACGUCAACGUAUGGAUCGUUGUGAUCGUCUUGAACCAUUAGAAGUUGAUCAUCUUCGAAAUGAUGUCAAACAAUUUGUUACCGAACGUCGUUAUGAUUUAGGUGAAGAAUUAACAUCAUCACAUCGUUUUCAAUAUGAUCAAACAAUUAUUGAUGCAUUAAAAAAUUUUGGAACAGUUUUAAGAAUUGAUAGAAAAUAUGAUCGAUCACGUACUUUAUCAUCAUCAUCAUCAUUAGUAGAACAAAAUAGUACAACAGUAGAAAAAACUCUACCAGAAAAAUCUAUAGAAAAUAUUCAAACACAAUUAAAUAAUGUUCGAGUAUCAUCAUCAACAUUAAAUGAACAUAUGUCUUCUAAUAAUCAACAAAAACCAUUACCACAAAGAAUUAAUCACAAACAUAAUUUUAAUGAUAAUAAUAAUAAUAAUGGUAAUUAUCAUGAAAAUUCUCAUGUUCCAUCAUUAGUUAAUGGUUUUUAUCAAUAUUAUGAUGAUUCAAAUAAUUAUCAAAAUGUAAAUUAUCGUCGUCGGCCACAACAACAAAAAUAUCCUCAACAUUUUAAUGAAAAUACUCGUCGUACACGUCCAAAACCAUCAUCUAAUAAUAAUAAUCGUCGCAACGGUUUCAAUAACAGUGAGAUAAAAACUACCCACCGUCAACUUCAAUCAUCUCAAACAAUAGCUCCACCUAUAAGCAAUGAAUAA
Rotaria sp. Silwood1 is the source of this 1764-nucleotide messenger RNA. Lineage: Eukaryota; Metazoa; Rotifera; Eurotatoria; Philodinida; Philodinidae. The record is from the annotation of a GenBank genome assembly.